AGAUAACGAAAAUAUGAUGUACUAUAUAUAUCCUCUCUUUAUCUUCUAGGAACAAAAUUGGAACAAAAUUAGAUGUGAUACCUAACCCUUCAAAACUUGGCUUUGAGACAAUGACCGACAUGAUCCAGCUUUAUAAACGCCUCCCCUUCCACUUCACUCUUCUUCACUCCACCACAGGUUCAGCUCGCCUCCUCCCGUAGCCAACUUCCACGCAGAGAUCGCCAACCACCAUGCCGCCGCCGUCGCCGCACCCACCUCACCGCAACGGCAACCACGUCCCGGCGCCCUCCGGCGAGUCGUUCGCCAAGUUCUUCGAGUGCUGGAUCUCCGAGCAGUCCCGCGACCUCGCCGCGCUCCGCUCCGCCGCGUCGGCGGCGACGAACCCCGCGGCGCCGCCCGACGACGCCGAGCUCCACCGCCUCGUCAACCGGGUCCUCGGCCACUACGAGCACUACUACCGGACCAAGUCCGCCGCCGCCUCCACCGACGUGCUCCGCAUGUUCUCCCCGUCGUGGACCUCCACCACCGAGAACCUCUACCUCUGGUGCGGCGGAUGGCGCCCCACUGCCGCGCUCCACCUGCUCUACUCCAAGUCCGGCGCGCAGCUCGAGACCCAGCUCCCGGUGUUCCUCGCCGGCGGCGGCCUCGGGGCGGGCGACCUCGGCGACCUCUCCGCCGAGCAGCUCCAGGCCGCCGACCAGCUUCAGCGGAUAACCGUCAGCAAGGAACGGGAGAUCGAGAACGCCGCCGCGAGUGCACAGGAGUCGUUGGCGACGGUGAAGAUGGUGGAGCUAGCCGGAGGCGGCGGGAUGGACGCGGAGGGGAUGGAGAUGGAGAUGAGGAGCAAGGCGGACGGGAUGAGGCGCGUGCUGGAGAUGGCAGACGGGCUGAGGCUGGAGACGAUGAGGGAGGUGGUGGCGCUGCUCCGCCCGUCGCAGGCCGUGCACUUCCUCAUCGCCGCCGCCGAGCUCCACCUCGCCGUGCACGAGUUCGGCAGGCGCAAGGACGGCGACGGCGCCGCGUCGCCGCCGCCGGCGUGACGCGUGCGCGCUCGUGUCGUGUCGUUGCCGUUCCAAGUGCGCGGCGUGGUCUCCGAUGCGUAGGCUCGUCGUCUAGCUCUGGUCAACUCAAGUCGUCGCGAUAAGCUUUGACCGAUAUUUAUUUAUGCAGUACUCGUACACUAGUAUUUCUCUCUCUCUCUCUUUUUUUUCUGCGAUGAAGCCGAUGAUACCUGUAGGGUUUUUUUUUUCUUUCUUUUUUGCGUUUGCAUGUGAUGGAAUUUUACUACCGUACUUUGGAGCAGCUGUUUCUAUAUAGACAGUGAGCUAACCUGCGUGAUAUUUCUAAUCAAUUCGGGAAGGGAAGGAUAAAAUUGUUUUUUGUUGCUAUGUGUUCGAAUCUUAAUGUUAAUCACACCGCUUAACCAAA
Messenger RNA from Oryza sativa Japonica Group (Japanese rice), 1428 nucleotides. RefSeq names its product protein DELAY OF GERMINATION 1. The record is from RefSeq and is a predicted model, not a curated record. Gene Ontology annotation, molecular function: sequence-specific DNA binding. Gene Ontology annotation, biological process: DNA-templated transcription. Lineage: Eukaryota; Viridiplantae; Streptophyta; Magnoliopsida; Poales; Poaceae.